Scleropages formosus (Asian bonytongue) is the source of this 4319-nucleotide messenger RNA. Its product is annotated as eukaryotic peptide chain release factor subunit 1-like. Gene Ontology annotation, biological process: translational termination. The transcript has 11 exons. Gene Ontology annotation, molecular function: translation release factor activity. The record is from RefSeq and is a predicted model, not a curated record. Lineage: Eukaryota; Metazoa; Chordata; Actinopteri; Osteoglossiformes; Osteoglossidae. The coding region runs from base 205 to 1536 and encodes 443 amino acids.
GGUACUUUGGGUUUCCAGGAAGUGAGUUUUCAGCCGCCUACCCCCACGUGAACCCCACCGCGCCACGCGCAGACGGGCGGAAUACACCCGGCUCGAGAAGGAACGUCACGUCCCGGCUGAAGGCGAGAGAACGGGGGACGGUGCUCGUGUCGAAUUCGAGAGGCCAGGCGGAGCUCGAGGUGCCGAGGCGAUUUCAGUGGGAAGAUGGCGGACGACCCGAGCGCGGCGGACAGGAACGUGGAGAUAUGGAAGAUAAAGAAGCUGAUCAAGAGCUUGGAGGCGGCCCGGGGGAAUGGAACCAGCAUGAUCUCCCUGAUCAUCCCUCCCAAGGACCAGAUCUCUCGUGUGGCUAAGAUGCUGGCGGAUGAGUUUGGCACAGCCUCCAACAUCAAGAGCAGAGUCAACCGACUCUCUGUUCUUGGAGCUAUCACCUCUGUACAGCAGAGACUCAAGCUCUACAACAAAGUGCCACCAAAUGGCCUGGUGGUGUACUGUGGCACCAUUGUAACAGAGGAAGGCAAGGAGAAGAAAGUAAACAUUGACUUUGAGCCCUUUAAACCAAUCAACACCUCUCUUUAUCUCUGUGACAACAAGUUCCAUACUGAGGCUCUCACAGCUCUUCUCUCAGAUGACAGCAAGUUUGGUUUCAUUGUGAUCGACGGGAGUGGAGCCCUUUUUGGCACACUGCAGGGCAAUACCAGGGAGGUGUUGCACAAGUUUACUGUGGACCUGCCCAAAAAGCAUGGCCGAGGAGGCCAGUCUGCACUGCGUUUUGCUCGGUUGCGGAUGGAGAAGAGGCACAACUACGUGCGGAAAGUGGCAGAGACAGCUGUCCAGCUGUUUGUGUCCAAUGACAAGGUCAACGUGGCUGGGAUGGUCCUGGCUGGGUCAGCAGAUUUCAAAACCGAGCUCAGUCAGUCUGACAUGUUUGACCCACGGCUGCAAGCAAAGGUUCUGAAGCUAGUGGAUAUCUCGUAUGGAGGGGAGAAUGGCUUCAAUCAAGCCAUUGAGCUAUCAGCUGAAGUUCUUUCCAACGUGAAGUUCAUUCAGGAGAAGAAACUUAUAGGACGCUAUUUUGAUGAGAUAAGCCAGGAUACAGGUAAGUACUGCUUCGGUGUGGAGGAUACCUUGAAGGCCCUGGAGAUGGGUGCUGUGGAGAUUCUUAUUGUCUACGAGAACCUGGACACUAUGCGAUACGUCCUUCGUGUCCAUGGCGCCGAGGGAAACACAUCUGAAAAUGAUGAAAAAACCCUCUACUUAACGCCAGAGCAGGAGAAGGACAAGUCUCACUUUACAGACAAAGAGACUGGCCAGGAACAUGAGCUGAUAGAGAGCAUGCCGCUACUGGAGUGGUUUGCCAACAACUACAAGAAGUUUGGUGCCACGCUGGAGAUUGUCACAGAUAAGAGCCAGGAGGGGUCACAGUUUGUCAAGGGCUUCGGUGGCAUUGGAGGUAUCCUGCGCUACCGGGUGGAUUUCCAGGGCCUUGAGUACCAGGGAGAUGAUGAUGAGUUCUUUGAUUUGGAUGACUACUAGGUAGUCUAAACUGGAACAAAGAGAAUGAGAAACAGCCUCUGCUGGCAGCAAGAGGGAGCAAAACAACCAGACGCUAAGAAAAAAAGUGAGGAUGAGUGUUUUGAAAAAGAGAAAAGGGUAAAAAGUGUACAGUGAUUAUAUCCCUGCCUUAGAACAUAAUUUCAUCCCUUGGUUGGAUAGAACUUGUCUAGGUUUUUUCUUUCCACUAAAGGAGCCUUUGUGGAUGAAUGCCAAGGCCCACCCCUUUGCCACCUGCUCUGCCCUCAUGCAGCUGGACUUUUCUCAUAGAAAUUUUCAUCACCUAGUAAUCCCUCUUUUUUUUAAUUUACUGGCAACACCUGUUGCAUUUUAUGAGUUUUUUUGGUACCUUGUGUAGAGAACAGAGACUGAACAAUAACCCUUAUUACCGUUCAGCCACCUUUGUCUACUCUGGAUUUUUCAGCUUCCUGGAUGGAUUUUUGGCUUCCUCAAAGGGCAGAUGUGGUACUAUCCCCUACCCAUGGGGCAGAGCUGACAAUCCUUUGGACUAACAGACCUGGGCUCAUCAGUAAUGAGGUGGAAGUGUCCCCAAUGGCAUGCGUGCUUGUAUGGACUGGGUAAUUGUAUAUGUGCGCAUGGGGACCAGGUGCAGCUAUUUCUUGUGUUCACCUGUCUGAACACUUACAUGUGGACUGUCCUGUUUGAGACUGUUGUCUUUGUGGCUUGACUGAAGAACAUGGGUGUGACUUGUGGAAGAAAAGAGUACACUGAGGCCCAAAGUUUUGGGGUGGGGCAAGGGGCUGAUUUGCUAAUCUCUGGGUGGACACCAGCAUCAAUUUUUUUUUUUUUUUUUUUUUUUUUUUUUUUUUAAUUUUUUUGGGUGGGUCCAACCACGUUACUAAGCGCCCUUCCUGACAAUGCGCUCAUGCCAUCUUAAUAAAGAAUGUUCUGUUUACCAAAACGAGGUUGCCAAAAAACCAGUGAGUGAUUGACUUUAUUAGACGUGGUCUCUUUGUUUCUGGCAGAAAGUACCUGAGCGGUUGCAGUGACAACUCUUCCUUGGCUGUUAUUUCAUUGGAGAUUUUAGUUGCAGAGGUGAACCAUUGAUAGCCAUCACAGGUGUGAUGUCACCUGUGUGUACAAAGACUCUAUCAGUUAAAUAACUAACUGUCCUGUAGCAGUAAGAAUGUGCAUAAGCAUAAUUCCACAGUUGCUAGGGAAGACAUGGUUCUUUGAACUUGAGAAUAUCUGUGUGAUAGAACUGCUUCCUUCAUUGAAAUGAUUUAACGGAGGUUUUUGAACUUAGAGGUGUGAUCCCCAAUCUUUGUCCUGGCAGAACAGUUUAUGUGCAUGUUAACCUUCUACCGUAACAUUCAGUUAAACCUCUUUGAACAGUUUUGGCCAUUUUCCUUCCCGAGUUUUAAUGGCAGUUGCACAUGCUGUACAUGCACAGAGAUUGGGGACUCUUGUAUGAAAGCAAGAAUUGAUACAAGCCAAUCAUUUGAAAUGGAGCAACCAAUCUAUGUGCAAUCUGAGCAUGGUCUCCCUGUGGAUUUAUACACAUGGGUUGAUAUGUGUGGCAAAAUGAUAGAAUCUUCAGUUUCUUUUGAGUUUGUCUUUUUAGAUGUUACAAUAACAUUUUCAGAUACAUGGGUCUGCAGUCCUGGUUCUGCAAGGCUAAUUUAUAUGUAGGGUUUCAGUCUCCCUAAACACUCAAGUUACUUAAACUAAUUGUUGGUCUUAUUGAACUAAUUAUGCAGUCUCUCAGAACUGUUUUAGAAGAGCUUGAAACCUACACAACCAGGAGUGAAGACCUGUGUUCUAACAAUCUCUCAGAAGUAAAAUAUUGUAAAACUGGAAAGUUUAAAUAAUUAAUCAGCCACACUAAUAAAGCCACUGGGAAGUACUGGUCCUUGAGGGUUACUGUCCCUAAGGUCAUAAUUCUUUUCAAGUUGAUUAGAUUUUUAACUGAUGUACCAGGAGGCAGAUCAUGCUGCCAUACCAGCCACAGUUUAUUUAAAAAAAAAAAAAAAAAAAGAGAAAUUGCCACAAGCGGUUUUGUUCAAAUCCUGCUCUGCUGCUGAUUGCUACCAGGCCUUGAGUACUCUCUUCCCACCUGGUCUAAUUUGAGUGCUGCUGUUCAUCCUUCAACUGCAAUGGGACCAGAACCCUGUACUAAUGCUUUGGGUCACAUUCCACAGUAAAUGACCUCAAUUUGGCUCUGGUUGUGCUGUAGCAACACCAAUAUGAGCACAUGAUGGGAUUUCCUGUGGCAAACCUGAGUCUUGAGUUACACGCGUAUUAGACACAGCCUCUUGAAUCUCUGCAAAUGUGCAUUAGGGCCCCUAAAUUAAUUUUCACCAUAUGCAAUUUAGUGUAAAUUGUAUAAUUGUGACCAGUUAAACACAAGUGUUCCAUCUUUCAGAUUUUUUUUUUUUUUUUCUAGGCAUGUGGGAAGAGUUGUACCUAGUGUGAAUAACUUGUUGGAGGCUGUCAAUUUAUUAUUUGGGGAAGGUAACAGAGAAGGGUUUGUCACAACAGCAGCUGUGGCACCACUGUGGAAUUUGCAUUUGUCCCACACUGUACUGUUAAAGUGCUUUGAAGAAGAUUGGACAGCACGCUGCAUGUAGAGAGCUCUAAAAUGGAAGUUGAAGUUGUUUGCUUCUUGAACCUGCCCCAUCCUGGUUUAAUCAAUGCUGCUUUCCUGUGUAACUUCUUUUGGGUGAAAAUGUGGAGACAAGUUCAUCACUGUAUGAAAUUGCUUUUGGUAACACAGUUCCUCAAUAAACAUUUGGCAUCUUUUA